Panonychus citri (citrus red mite) is the source of this 2664-nucleotide messenger RNA. RefSeq names its product E3 ubiquitin-protein ligase arih1l-like (gene ari-1). Gene Ontology annotation, cellular component: ubiquitin ligase complex; nucleus; cytoplasm. The transcript is spliced from 7 exons. Gene Ontology annotation, molecular function: ubiquitin conjugating enzyme binding; zinc ion binding; ubiquitin protein ligase activity. Lineage: Eukaryota; Metazoa; Arthropoda; Arachnida; Trombidiformes; Tetranychidae. Gene Ontology annotation, biological process: ubiquitin-dependent protein catabolic process; positive regulation of proteasomal ubiquitin-dependent protein catabolic process; protein polyubiquitination. The record is from RefSeq and is a predicted model, not a curated record. The coding region runs from base 600 to 2177 and encodes 525 amino acids.
UUUAUAGAACAGAACUUGAGAAUUUGAGAUCUGAGAACUGAGUGGACCUUUAGAAUUAUUGGACAUUUGGAGCGACCUUUUUUUCUUCAAUUUAUUCUCUCUUUUUCUCUUUCUCUUCGUCUCUAAUUUGUUCCAUUUACUGUGCUUCAACUUUCAUCUUUUUUUCUCAUUCUUACUCUCUCCUUUUCUCUCCCUCUCUCUCUCUCUCUAUUUUUCUCUCUUUCUCCUUCUCUCUCCCUCUUCGUGUUUACUUCUCUCUUUUCAUCAUUUAAAUUCUUUUCUUUCUUUCUCAUGAAUUUUAUCUAACACCAUUCACAUCUCACCAUAUCACAAUUUCUAAUUAUCAUUGAAUAAUUGUUGUUUCUUACUGUUUUUUUCUAUCAAUCUCUUUCUCUCUUUAAAUUUCUCUGUCUGUAUUUUCUUUUUCUCUUUCUCUUAUAUUCUCUUUUUUUCUGAUCCGUUUUUUUCUCUUAUUCUCACAUCUCUCUCUUUUCUGUCUUUUUCUUUUUCUCCUUCUUUCUUCAUCUUCUUUUUACCUUUCAUUUUGUUUACCUUUUUCUCGGUGUUACUUCAACAACAAUAAUCUAUUGUAGUUAAUUAUGUCUAAUAUGGAAUCAGAUCCUGAAAUACUUUACAACGAGUCAGAAGAGGAGGAAGAGGAGGACGAAGAUGACUCUGGAAAUGAAUCAAGUGGUGGAGAUGAUGAUGAUGGUUUAUCGGUUGCUCUACUUGACUCUGAGCCUGUUGUUUCUGCUAACAUGUCCGGUGGUGAUCGUAUGGAGGAUGAUGAUUUUCCAUUUGAAGUAUUAACUACUGAACAAAUUAUGCAACAUAUGCAAGACUGUAUACGAGAAGUUAACAAUGUAGUACAACUUCCACCAACCAUAACCCGAAUUCUUCUAAAUCACUUCAAAUGGGACAAGGAGAAACUCUAUGAAAGAUAUUAUGACGAGGAUAGAAAGGUUCUAUUUAGUGAAGCUCAUAUCAUAGACCCGGCUGAUGCCUACAACAAUCAACAAAUUAAGAAACUCUCGUAUUCCCAUGAAAUGGAAACUUGUAUAAUAUGUUGUCGAGACUUUCCAGCAUCAAUGUUAACUGGCCUUGCUUGUGGUCAUAGAUUCUGUAAAGAUUGUUGGAAUCAUUAUUUAACAACCAAAAUUAUGGAAGAAGGAAUGGGAAACAAGAUUUCUUGUGCAGCUCAUGCCUGUGACAUUCUUGUCGACGACCAAACAGUCAUGAAUCUCAUUACUGAUAAUAAAGUUAAACUGAGAUACCAACACUUAAUAACUAACAGUUUUGUCGAAUGCAAUAGAUUGUUAAGGUGGUGUCCAAAGCCAGAAUGUAGCCACAGUAUAAAAGUUCAAUAUAUAGAUUUUCAGCCAGUUAAAUGUACAUGUGGAACUAUUUUCUGUUUCCUGUGUGGUGAAAAUUGGCAUGAGCCGGUCAAAUGUGAUCUUCUUAAACUUUGGAGGAAAAAGUGUGAUGACGAUAGUGAAACAUCCAAUUGGAUAGCAGCCAAUACGAAAGAGUGUCCUCAGUGUAAUGUAACCAUAGAAAAGGAUGGUGGUUGUAACCAUAUGAUUUGUAAGAAUCAAAACUGUAAAGCCGAUUUCUGUUGGCAAUGCCUUGGACCCUGGGAGCCACAUGGAACCUCUUGGUAUAGCUGUAAUCGUUAUGAUGAGCACGAAGCGAAAGCAGCACGUGAUGCCCAAGAAAAGUCUCGAGCUGCUCUUCAACGGUACCUUUUCUAUUGUAAUCGUUACAUGAACCAUAUGCAAAGUUUAAAAUUCGAGCAUAAACUUUACGCUUCCAUAAAGGAGAAAAUGGAGGAGAUGCAACAACACAAUAUGUCCUGGAUCGAAGUACAAUUUCUCAAAAAGGCUGUUGAUGUUUUAUGUUUGUGUCGAGAGACUUUGAUGUACACUUACGUUUUCGCUUACUAUCUGGUUAAAAAUAAUCAAUCAAUUAUUUUUGAAGAUAAUCAGAAAGAUUUGGAAAGUGCCACUGAAACAUUAUCUGAAUACCUUGAACGAGAUAUAACAAAGGACAAUAUUGUUGAUAUCAAGCAAAGAGUCCAAGAUAAAUACAGGUACUGCGAUAGUCGAAGAAAAGUUUUAUUGCAACACGUUCAUGAAGGAUAUGAUAAAGACCUUUGGGAAUAUUCUGUUAAACUAUGACCUUUCAUAUCGUAAUUAUGACCCCUGGGUGGACACAGUUUGCGGCAACAGUUAAAUUGCUUGGAACUGGAGUGUUUACAAAAAGAUGAAAAGAAGAUAAUUCUACAACUAAAUUCCUAUUGACAACUAAAGAAGUGAAACAAUUUUGUAAAAAUUAUUGCGCGACUUAUAUACAUAUAAAAUACCAACUCAAUCACGAAACUCCCUUCCCCCAACCCAAUCAACUAUGCCAACAAUUAACCAGUAAUUAAAGAGUUGGCUCAAUUUUCUUUGGAGGAGAUCAGAUGAUAAGAGACAUUCAACAACAACAAAUCAUUAAGAGCAAUCAAGACAAAAGAGCAUUUUUUGGAUUACUCCCUUUUCCCUUUUCGAUAUUAUUUUUUUCCGUUCUCAGUGAUGGGAAAUCAGAAAUCCCGUUUCUAGAGUUUAAAUUAUGUUUCGCUGUUAUAUUGUAACCCGUUGAAUUAACACUUAAUCACCAAAAAUA